GUGAGCGGUGGCGUGGAGCAUGGCAGCGGCGGCGGCGCGGUCCCUGCUAGCGGCGGGGCGGGUGAGCGGGCGGCGGGGCCAGAGCCGGGCUCGGGCCUUGCCCCUGCCGUUGGCCGCCGCGGGGACCGCUCCCUACUGCACCGUGGCCCCGCAGCAGCGGCAGCAGCCGCCUCCCGACAUGAAGAGCUACCUGUGGUCGCGGUACAAGGAGGCCAAGAGAGUCACCAAGGAGCUGGUUCCUUCAAUUAUGAGUAACAUGCUGAAUCCGGAUGCCAUUUUUUCAAACAACGAGAUGAGCCUGUCAGACAUCGAAAUUUAUGGUUUUGAUUAUGACUACACGUUGGUCUUUUAUUCUAAACACCUGCACACGCUGAUCUUCAAUGCUGCUCGAGAUCUUCUUAUUAAUGAGCAUCGAUAUCCUGCAGAAAUACGCAAAUACGAUUAUGAUCCCAAUUUUGCAAUCAGAGGACUUCAUUAUGAUGUGCACCGGGCAUUAUUAAUGAAGAUUGAUGCUUUUCAUUAUAUUCAGCUGGGAACAGUUUACAGAGGCCUCAGUGUUGUCCCAGAUGAAGAAGUCAUUGCAAUGUAUGAUGGUUCCCAUGUCCCUUUAGAACAAAUGAGUGACUUUUAUGGAAAGAGCUCACAAGGAAAUACAAUGAAGCAAUUCAUGGAUAUAUUUUCCUUGCCAGAAAUGACACUCCUUUCUUGUGUGAAUGAAUAUUUUCUGAAAAACAACAUAGAUUAUGAGCCUGUUCAUCUUUACAAAGAUGUCAAGGAUUCAAUCAGAGAUGUCCACAUCAAGGGGAUAAUGUACAGAGCAAUUGAAGCAGAUAUUGAGAAAUACAUCUGCUAUGCUGAACAAACUCGUGCAGUGUUAGCAAAGCUAGCUGAUCAUGGCAAGAAGAUGUUCCUCAUCACAAACAGUCCCAGCAGCUUUGUGGACAAAGGCAUGAAGUUCAUAGUUGGCAAGGACUGGAGGGAUCUCUUUGAUGUCGUCAUUGUACAGGCUGAGAAGCCAAACUUUUUCAAUGAUAAGCGAAGACCGUUUCGGAAGGUGAAUGAAAGGGGAGUGCUGCUUUGGGACAAAAUUCACAAGCUGCAGAAAGGUCAGAUCUACAAACAGGGUAACUUGUACGAAUUUCUGAAGCUUACUGGGUGGAGAGGCUCAAAGGUUCUCUACUUCGGUGAUCACAUUUACAGUGACUUGGCAGAUUUGACCCUGAAGCAUGGCUGGCGCACUGGGGCAAUUAUCCCAGAGUUACGAUCAGAGAUUAAAAUCAUGAACACAGAGAAGUACAUUCAAACCAUGACCUGGCUGCAAACCUUGACAGGAUUACUGGAACACAUGCAGGUUCACCGUGAUCCUGAUUCACAAAUGAUUUUGGAAGAAUGGAAGAAGGAAAGGAAGGAAAUGAGGGAGAUGAACAGGAAUUUCUUCAACGCCCAGUUUGGAAGCUUAUUCAGAACUGAUGAGAAUCCAACAUAUUUCCUGAGACGUCUCUCUAGAUUUGCAGAUAUCUACAUGGCAUCGCUGAGUUGUCUCUUGAACUAUGAGCUUGAUUACACAUUUUAUCCAAGAAGGACUCCUUUGCAGCAUGAACUUCCUGGCUGGUCAGACCAGCUGUGCACUGGUACAUUCAGAAUACCUUUCCUACAAGAGACAGUUCAGAUGAAAUAAACACUUGACGGCUUCUCUAAAAGGGGCAAAUACAACAUUGGGGGUUUUUUUUGAAUGUAUUUGUAUUUUAUUUAAGUUGUUUAAAUCUGGUUACUUGAUUUAGAUAUAAUUAUCUUUUGUUCUCAUAAGCAUUGUACCCACUUUCUCCUCUCUUGCUCAGAGAUGAGAAAGCUCCUCUUACACACAGAAGAGAUGAUGGACUGCCAAAAUAGUAGUGGACUGGGAGGGAGGGUGCGUUUGAGAGGAAGAACUGAUGGUGUUCUAAGGUCAUUGUUCUUGUUUGUUUAUUGGAAGUUUUGAUCUGCAGCCUUGUGGUUUACAAAGAAAUACCUGUACUCUCUGCUUUGGCACUGCUCAGCAUUCCAGCUGGAGCCCGUGAUGGAUCUUGGCACUGAAAAGCUUAGAUCAAGUCUUAGUAAUUCAGUGCUAUGCAGGUAAUAGCCAGUUCAUGGUGAGACUGAGAGGAGUGGUGUACAGACGUUAACUUUCCUUGCUGCCGUAGCUAGAGCCUUACUGUAACCGAACUAGUCACUGUAGCAUUGGUGUGGCUCUGUUGCACUGCAGUGGUUACAGUAUGGGUGGGCUCGGGCUCAUGGGCUUUUUCUCUUAUCUGUGCAGUUUCUAUUCUUUUUAUGUCUGUGCUUGGCUGUAGGUGGACCUGAGUCUAAAACUGAAAGUGAUAGUAAGUUGGGCUGCUUCAGCUUCCUUUUGUUAACUUUAUGCACUUUUCUUUUUAAGUUUUUCAAAAUGAUUUAAAUAUCCACUCUCUAAUAGUAAAGCCAUUUCAAGAGGUCUUGCAUUUUGCGUUUCAGAGUGGAGGCAGAUCUCUGCUGGGCUUUAGAUUGAUCCUAAAUGCUGCUUUUAAAAAUGUUAACAGUGUCUUACAGUGAUAUGCAAUGUGGUUUUGCAGUUUCCUGGGAGAGAAUGUAUUUCCUACAGCCUUCAGUAAUGGCUUCUUACAGUUAAAAGUAAACACGCACAAUGGGCAAGUGAGCUAAAAGCAAAAUUAAGAAAUAGGAAAAUGAAAGCCAGAGUUUUCUGAUAAUUGUUGGUUUUUUUAGCUCAAGUCCUGAAAAAUGAAUUGGAGUUUGUGAACAGUUUGCAUCAAGCAAAAGAAUUUUGGUGGUGUAGAUUAGAAGUUUUAUUGAAUUAUUGAAAUUGCAGGUAAUGCCUGAGCAGAAAUUCUGAGUAUACCUUCCAAAGAUUUGAGCUGAAAAAUGUCUCUUUUUGCACAAGGAAAACAUCUGCUGAUGUUUCCUCAAACGGGCACUUUAUAGAACUGCUAUACAGUUGUUUUUAAAUAGGAUGCUUUCGUUUCUCUGCAUCCAAAGGAAAUGGCUUUUUUUAAACUGGUGCUUCCCACCCCAGCCAUUUUAAAAGGCACAAUAUGAUUAAUGUUUUUUCAAAUUUUAGCUAUUUAAAGACUCUGCUUUUAAAAGCCUAUAAUAAAAAAAAAUACAUAGCCUUUGGUAUUCUUUGCUUCAGUGUGGGAUAUAAUUUGCUUCCUACUAUGAUUGUUGGGUAAACAAACUUUUGGUGACCAAAAGUUUUCUUGUUGGAUAUUGGGGUUUUUCUGCUUUUUGUUUUUAUUUUAAUCCUGUCUGUAUUAUGUACAAGUACCUGUGCUGAAUUUCAUAUGCAGUAUCUUUCAAAUUUUUUAAAUGUUAGCCAAAAAAAUAAAGAAUGUAUUGUGAUCUUGCCUGCACAGUUUCAAAAGUAGUUUUCCUAUACGCUUGAGAUAAGUCUGAAAUCCUCAGAGGUGGUUACAGAUUUUAUGUACGUGGUUUUCUUGUACUUCUGAUUCAGAUAUGAUGUGCAACAUGCCUGAUUGUGUGUGUGUAUUUAAAUAGGUGAAUAUACUUGAAAUGAAUAACUUCAUCUGACAGUGCUGGCAUUUUGCUGGAAGAAAAAGAUAGUUUUGCAGGAAGUUAGUUUGGCUUCAUUGGGAGACGACCUGGUUGAGGUUGUGCGAGAAAUAUUUACUGGAACUUGAUAGUGAAAUAUGGGAAUGGAAAUAUCCCUGAUUUGCCUUCAGUUCUUUAUCCUGAUGCUCUGCCAGAACUGAACUUGGUGUUACACUUGUGUAGCACCUCUCAUGCUCCAGAGAUUUCAAUGCACUGUCUAAAAAAACCCGACAACCCUCGACCACUGUACAUUCUCCAUCUUUCCACCAGCAAAUUAUAAUACUGUUAUUCAGUUCUGCAUUAUUGAAUUUGGCAAUGUUUUCUUGGUUAUAGCUCUGUGAUGUUUAUUCUUUUUAAGCUGGCUAAGGGUCAUCUUGUUUGCCUAAUUUUCCUAUGUUAAACAGGAGCAGAUUAAUUCGGUUGGAUGAUACUAUCUGCAUAAUACACAGUUUCAAUGUGAUUGUCUCUCUUAUUCCUUCCUUUCCCUUAAAUUAUGAAUCAAACUUCUGUACAAAGCUAUGUUAUAACAG
This is a messenger RNA of Colius striatus (speckled mousebird), 4112 nucleotides long. RefSeq names its product 5'-nucleotidase domain containing 3 (gene NT5DC3). Gene Ontology annotation, molecular function: 5'-nucleotidase activity. The record is from RefSeq and is a predicted model, not a curated record. Bases 20 to 1678 code for a protein of 552 amino acids. The transcript has 14 exons. NCBI's taxonomy places the organism in Eukaryota, Metazoa, Chordata, Aves, Coliiformes, Coliidae.